AUGAAGGUUGCGGUUGCUACGGAGGGAUCAUCUGAUCUUCACCGUUUGGCAUAUUCUGCGAUUAGAGCUGCUAAUGUUUCUGAUGAACAACGUUGCUUUGGUAUUCUACGAUACUUGAAGAGCUUGAACCUCUCGGUCAAGGAUCUUGGCCAUUCCGAAGUGAUACUUCCUUUGGAGAGUCUAAGAGAUCACGAAAACCCUAAGAUACGAAUGGAAGCUAACGUAUUGUUCAACUCUUGGAUGAAGACUCUUUAUUUCAGCGGAAGCGACUCUUCUACUCGCAACAAAGCUCCCCUUCCCCUGAAAAGGAAGAGAGUUGAUUGUGUUCAAGUAUCUCAUGAUAUUGCAGCAGAGGCUAAGAAAAAGACUAAGUUUUUGAGGCAGCAGGAGAAAGAAGAUGAGAGAUCUAGGGUUCAUGAGACAGGAGAGACUAAAAAAAUUGAUGGUUCCAAGUCUUCUGCAGCGAGGUCUCUACCAAUGGAACUUCCUAAAAACCCUAGAUUCGAGGCUCGUGAAACAGGGGAGACUAAGCAAAAUCUGAACAAGUCUGGCGUUUGCAAGUCUGUUUUACCAACAUCAAGAACAACUCUCCAGAUGAAGAAGAAGAAACCUUCUCUUAAGGUGUCUGAAACCCCUAACAACUGUCCAGCCUUGAAGAAGAACUCAACGGAGAUGUUGGAACUGUUCGAAAUAGCCAAGAAAUCAGCUGACGUGGCCAACGCAAAGGGAAUUCUCGCGGCUAAAGCAGAGACAUCAAUCUGCGUAGACACUCUCUCUUUGCUCAUGAAUUUCCCCAUCAGCUCAACAGCUACUGAAACAGGACGGAUCAUGGAGAGGCUUGAGCGUCUAACAAAGCACAAGGAUAGAAAGAUUUGUAACUCUGCAUCUGCACUUCUUCACUGUUGGAGGGAGAACAUUAAGAGAUCAACAACAUCGAGACGUCCAUAA
This is a messenger RNA of Capsella rubella, 948 nucleotides long. RefSeq lists its product as uncharacterized. The record is from RefSeq and is a predicted model, not a curated record. Gene Ontology annotation, cellular component: nucleus. The transcript has a single exon. Bases 1 to 948 code for a protein of 315 amino acids. NCBI's taxonomy places the organism in Eukaryota, Viridiplantae, Streptophyta, Magnoliopsida, Brassicales, Brassicaceae.